Funneliformis geosporum is the source of this 753-nucleotide messenger RNA. NCBI's taxonomy places the organism in Eukaryota, Fungi, Glomeromycota, Glomeromycetes, Glomerales, Glomeraceae. The record is from the annotation of a GenBank genome assembly.
UAUCUUCUGUUAAAUCUUACUUCACUACCAAAGAUAUUAAAUUACCCGAAAGCAAGAAAAUCAUUGAUACUGCAAUGACCUUAUCUUUCCUCCGAAAAACAUCAUCAGCGGAUUCAUCACCAGAAGUAAAAGAGAAGUACGAAAAGGCGAAGAAAUAUUUAAGCACUCAGAUAAAAAGCGAGAAAUUGGAAAGAGAAUUAUUAGAAAUGACCGAUCAAUUUGUAGUUGAACAUGCAACGAAGAAAGUAAUCAAAGAAAAAGUCAACAAAGUUGUUAUUGAAAAGGUGCAAGAAUCUGUAACCGUAGAAGAUGUCGAUAAAGUUACCAAAACUCAAAAUAAAGAUGGCUCGUUUGAAAUUUCCGAAAAAGUUACUGAAGACCUUAACCUUGGCAUAACCACAUCAAAAGAAAUUACGUCAAUUAUUCGUGUCUCUGAUGAACGAGUCAAGAAAUUUGAUGAAAAGACCUGGAACACAUUCAUAACGUUGGCUUACUGCAAUAAGGUAUUAAGUAAACAUGAAACGAAAUGGGAAGUACAAAAAGAAAAGGCACGUAAAUGGAUUCAUGAAGUAGUCAAGGAUGAAAAAUUAGAAAAAGAUAUCUUGGAAUCAUGCGAAAAGGUUGUGGUUGAAAAGGUUUCCGAUAAGAAGAAACAAUCAUCAUCAUGGUUCACAUCGGUUGAAGGUUAUCUCAAUUCAACUACAAAACAUCUUGAUGAUGACGGAUCAGACGAGAAGUCGUUCCCAGUACCAG